This is a messenger RNA of Rattus norvegicus (Norway rat), 5030 nucleotides long. Lineage: Eukaryota; Metazoa; Chordata; Mammalia; Rodentia; Muridae. The record is from RefSeq and is a predicted model, not a curated record.
UCAGUGCUCCGUCGCGCGGCAGGUGACGGCGCCCGGAGGCUGUCGGGAAGUAGGCGGGGUGACGUGGGGUUGACGCUCCGCGGCGGGUUUUGCUGAGGUCUGCGGCCGGUGGCAGCUUGAGCUGCGGGCUUCGGAGAGCGCGAGGUGGAGCGGGGCGGUGUGUGGUCGGGGCCAUGUCGAGCAAUGCCGGGGAGUGGUGUCUCAUGGAAAGCGACCCCGGGGUCUUCACCGAGCUCAUUAAAGGAUUCGGUUGCCGAGGAGCUCAAGUAGAAGAAAUAUGGAGCUUAGAGCCUGAGAAUUUCGAAAAGCUAAAGCCGGUUCAUGGGUUAAUUUUUCUUUUCAAGUGGCAGCCAGGAGAAGAACCAGCUGGCUCUGUGGUUCAGGACUCCAGACUUGAAACAAUAUUUUUUGCUAAGCAGGUAAUUAAUAAUGCUUGUGCCACGCAGGCUAUCGUAAGUGUACUACUGAACUGUACCCAUCAAGAUGUCCAUUUAGGAGAGACAUUAUCAGAAUUUAAGGAAUUUUCCCAAAGUUUUGAUGCAGCUAUGAAGGGGUUGGCAUUGAGUAACUCAGAUGUGAUUCGACAAGUGCACAACAGUUUUGCCAGACAGCAGAUGUUUGAAUUUGAUACAAAGACAUCAGCCAAAGAAGAAGAUGCUUUUCACUUUGUCAGUUAUGUUCCAGUUAAUGGAAGACUGUAUGAAUUAGAUGGAUUAAGAGAAGGCCCAAUUGAUUUAGGUGCAUGCAAUCAGGAUGACUGGAUUACUGCAGUGAGGCCAGUAAUAGAGAAGAGGAUUCAAAAGUAUAGUGAAGGAGAAAUUCGAUUUAAUUUAAUGGCCAUUGUAUCUGACAGAAAAAUGAUAUAUGAACAGAAGAUAGCAGAGUUACAGAGACAGCUUGCAGAGGAGGAACCCAUGGAUACAGAUCAGGGUAGUACUGUGUUAAGUGCUAUUCAGUCAGAAGUUGCCAGAAACCAGAUGCUUAUUGAAGAAGAGGUACAAAAGUUAAAAAGAUAUAAGAUUGAAAAUAUCAGAAGGAAGCAUAACUACCUGCCUUUCAUUAUGGAAUUGUUAAAGACCUUAGCAGAACACCAGCAGUUAAUUCCACUUGUGGAAAAGAUAUUCUCAUGUAGGGGAAGGAAUCUUUAAUAAGUUUCCCAAGUGAUUCUAAUGCAACUGAUCUGUGUACCACAUUUUGAGAAACACUUUGAGAAGACACUUCUAGGCAAAUAAAAAUUUGGACCAUUAAUUUAAAGACAAGAAUACAUGGUAGGUAUAUUUUUCUUAUUGAUUUUAAAGUGUACAAAGCAAACAUACAUUUUUGUCCCAGAUAUUUCAUACUAUAAAUACAAAAUAAUAUUGAGAUUUGAAUUCAUAAUAUAUUUGUGUUUACCUUAUUACCUGAAACAUAUGACUCACUUUUUAGCAUUAAAUUUAAACUUAUUGUAGAAGAUUGGUAACUCUUCUGUUGAUGCUUCUCAGGAUGAGAAACUGAUUUUCAAUCUUUUAUUAACAACUAGGACCUUGUGAUCCUCAAUUUUUUUUUUAUCAGGAUAUCUAGAUACAGUAUUCUUUGAAAUACCAUGAACUAUUUCUGUUUUAAAAAUAUUAAGUAGUGAUGAGUGUGGUGGUGCAUACCUAUAAUUCUAGUACUUGGAAGUCGAGGCUAAUGGAUUCAGAAUUCAGUCAUCCUGAACAAAUUUCUGAUUGGAAACCUAUGGACAAAUUAUCACUCUAUUUAAUGCUAACUAUUCUUUAAUGUUUGUUUCAAAAUACAGUAUUUUUGUGUCGAUUAGGAAAAAUUUUGUGCUUUGAAAAAAAAAUCGUCCAUGACAGUGUGUUCCCCAGAUGAUGAUUUUGAGAGCUUAGAGUAACCUUUGCAAAGACUGUCUUGGACACAUGGUGGCAGUAUAUGGAUAUAUAAUAUUAGUGUUACACUAGCGCUGUUGCUCUUUCUGUUUGCAAAUUUUUUAAGGAAGGUGGUUAUCGACUGUCUAGUCUACCUAGUUCUUAGAAAUCUUUAAUCUGUAAUACUAUACAAGCAAUGUGUAUGUUUAUUCUUUCUACCUGUACAGUGCUAACUUCUAGGUUUUGAGGAUAUUUCAAUUCAUAUUUGAUUGAAAUGUUUUAAAUUGUUCAUCUCAUUUAUCUAAUUGCAAUUAUAUUCCGGACAUUUUAUUAUGGUAUAUAAAUUUACUCACCCAAUUUGUGGCAUGGUUUUGGAAAGAAUGGAACAAUUAGAGUCUUCUGUGUAGUAUCUUAAGAUUAAUAUCAGCAUCGAGUCUUGUGAAAAAUUUUAGACAUAGUAACUUCUAAUUUUCUUAGCGCAUAUGUGUUUUUGUCAUUUUUUUUGUGGAAAAACAACUAAACAAGUUAUUAUACCACUUUGGAACUCUUUUAAUAAGCAAAGCAAAUUGAAAAGCAGGUAAAAUAGAUUAUAUUUUAAAGUUAUAAAAAAUAAAAAGCUAUCAUGGUGUUCGUUAAUUGUAAUACUUUCAAGAAAAAUUAUGUAUAGAAUCUAGAUAUGGAUUGGGAUUUGGACUAUUUGGAACUUAGUUUGUUGGUUGCUCCCCCAGCCCCCUCUAAGGAAUUGUCUAUUGUGGUGUGAAGGGGGAUAGGAGGGGCAGUGCAGGGAUGGUGAGCCACUUAGUGGUGCUAGUGGUCUGUCUACAGUUGGCCGACAUGGCUGUCUAUAUAGCCAAUGGUGAAAGUAGUUGGGGCAAAAAAACUUUCAUUUUAUUGAAUAAGAAACAAAAAAACUAAUUUUCUCUUGGUCUUGUGACUCUAAUGACAUAGAAUAAAAUUUUUUUGGUUUUAUUAUGAGAGUUGAAUACAUUGCAUAUAAAUUGCUCAGGAGGUAACCUAAAAAUAGUUGUAACACUUACUGUACCAUAUACCAAAUCUGUUCCCUGAAACAUAAAAUUAGCUAGAUUAAGAUUCCAUUUGUGAGUCUUCUAUACUUACAAUACUGUAAGAAAUUUGGUUUCAGCAUAUGUAUGUAUCUAUACACAAGUAUGCCUAAUUCUAAAUCCUUGUCUAUUUCACCUUUUUAAACUUCUGGUACCUUUCAUGUAAAAUCCUGAAUGUAUUUGAUAAAGGGAUCCAAAUGAAUUGAAUUUUGACUCAAUUGAUAAUAGUCGUUAUUCCUUAAAACUUCUGUCUCUUAAAUAAAGAAGUGGGACAAUGAUCACAAUUUUUUUGUUAUUUUUAGUAAGCAUUUUGUAAACUAUAUUCAGAAACUAAUAACAAAAUACUAAGUACUUUUCUUUCUUCACUUUGUAACUGAAAUUCAGUUGUAUAGGAAGCUUUGCUAGAGGUGCUGUUGCGUGUCUGUAAUCUGAGCACUUAGGAGGCCUGGGCAGGAGGGUUGUGAGGUAUAGAGCAAUGUUGGACUAGAAGGUAAAACUGUGUCUCAAAAAUAAAGAAGCUAAAUGGAAAAAGAAAGGAAAUUUUGUAUAGGAUUUGUAUACAAAUUAAAUUGCAAAUUAUUCUACUAACUAAAAAUGUUUAUAUAGGCAACUAAUUUUGCUACUUUUGUGUAGUAGUUAGAUUUUAGAUAAUGCCUGUAUUUUAUGUAUAAAUGUUUUUAUAAUAAUUUGCUCUCGAUUUUCUGUGGUUUAUUCCCUUCCCACCUCAUUCUUAACUCAAGGACUUUUCUCAGGCUACCACUGAGCUGUACCCAGCUAUCUUUAUCCAUUUUAUCCAGCUGGUCUUGAACUAGCCAUUCCAUCUCAGCCUCCCAAGUAGCUAGAUUAUAGGCCUGUGCCACCACAUCCAUUAAGUCUAAUGCUUAGCUCUCAGUUUUAUCAUAUUGCUGCAUGAUAGUACCUAACGCAUCAUAAAAAGUUGUACUAAUUUUAGUUAUUCUAUUUUUUGAUUGUAUAAUACAGAAUUCUUAUUUAUGGUUCGUUUUCAAAGACCAGCAGAAUUGGUAUCACAUGAGAAUUUGUUUUAUUACUGAAUCAUCUACAUUUAAAUAGGGACCCCAGUUGGCAUACAUAUUGAAAAGCACUGCUUGAGAACAUGUGUCUUUGACGUCUAUUGAAACUUCACUGUAUGUUAACUGUGUGGCUUUGGUCCACUUUGAUAAUAUCUGUGAGCCUUGGGCUGCUUUGAUAAUAUCUUUACUUUGGUUACUUUACUAACGAAUAGAAUUACUGUAUUUAAUACUGUAACUAUUAAAUUAAAUGACAUAUGGAAAACAUUUAGGUUUAAUAAAUUUACUGAGACUACUGAUUUAUAUAUAUAUGUAUGUAUAUAUGCAUGUAUGCUUUUAGUGAUAUUAAGUUCAUCAAAACUGUUAAAUUCAUUUACUUCAAUAUAAUGAAAGCAUAAAGAAUUUAUUAGAAAUAGUUUGAGUAAGAAAUAGACAAAUAAUAUAUACUUUUAGAAUUAUUGUGGUUGUUUGGCUUAUAGAAUGAGUAUAUUUUAAUUACUAUAAUCAGUACAUUUGAUCUUCUGUAAACCAAAAAUGAUCACCUCUACUGAGGGAAGAUAACUUUAGGAUUCAGCAGAAGUUGCAAGUCUCAAGUUAGAAACUGCCAUGCUCUCAGUGUCUCAGAACUCGGGUAUCUCAGUACUUGUUCAUUUGUUUAUUCGUUAAUCUCUUUCCUUUCUAUGUUGCCAGGCCAGCCGCUCUCUUACAUCACCAUGCCCAGUCCUACCACACAGGCUCUAGUAGCUUGAAUGAUGUAUAAGCCUUAUCCCUUGUGAUACCUUUGGAUACAUUUUACUUUAGUAUGAUCUAAAACAAUCUUUGAGAAGUAAUAUGCUAUCUUUAAUUUUUAGGCAAAAGAAAAACAGAAUGCAAAGAAAGCUCAGGAAACUAAGUGAAGAGGAUAUUUGGACAUGUGUACACUGCUGCACUUAAUUUCAUGGACACCAUUAAAUAAAAGAAACUUUGAACAACAUCCUAAUUGACUCAGUGCACGUUUGGCAUAGUACCAGUCUGUCUUUAUGCAUGGAGUUAAAACUCUUUCCUUACCUGCAUCAUGUGUAUGUAGUGCAUAUUAAAUAAAAGUGACAUAAAAA